Cheilinus undulatus (humphead wrasse) is the source of this 5359-nucleotide messenger RNA. It is a transcript of the gene tmprss15, whose product is annotated as transmembrane serine protease 15. The transcript is spliced from 28 exons. Gene Ontology annotation, biological process: proteolysis. The record is from RefSeq and is a predicted model, not a curated record. NCBI's taxonomy places the organism in Eukaryota, Metazoa, Chordata, Actinopteri, Labriformes, Labridae. Gene Ontology annotation, molecular function: serine-type endopeptidase activity; protein binding. Bases 2146 to 5265 code for a protein of 1039 amino acids. Gene Ontology annotation, cellular component: membrane.
GAAAAGGAAUAUUUAAUGACAGUGGGGAAAAGCAUCCUAUAACAGACAGAAACCUGGGUUAGUAGUAAUAAUAAUAAUUAGAAGAAUAUUUAUCAAUACUAUUGUCAUUAUACAUGAAUCAAUAGUAAAAUAAAUAUCAGGCAUUGAAUUUUCCUUUGGUUUAUGAUAAAAGAAUUUAGACUUUCCUGCCAGGUAAAUGCAGGGGGCGGGGCCACAUUAGAGGAGAUUACCUGACAGGUAUAUGGCUGAUGGACUUUGGAGUCUGAUAAAAAAAGAAACAGUGGAGAAUGUUAAUGCGUUUGACAUCAUCAACGCUGACGGACAGGUGAACCAUGGCAGACAGGUAUCUAAAUGAUGGAUUGUUCUGUAUUUAUAACACCUGUAGUUUUAGACUGUAAUUACUGGACUGAACUCUGUCUAGCUGAUGUGGAUGUGUUGAGUCACUUUUGUGAAGUUACACAGAUCAGUGUGAGUUCAGAAAUACUGGUCAGGAUCUAAGAACUGUCAGCCUUAUGUUUCUGAGUCUCAUCCACGGGCAUUGCCAUGUUUGAAGGUUGUCUUAGACUAUCUGUAGGUCACAAUAGGAACAGAUGGGGGGGCUGUGGAGGUCUAACAUGCAGACAUCACUAUGACAGAUUACUCAGCUAUACACAGUCUCUGCUGCUUUCUUCUUAGUCUGAAUGAAAAAAAAUCAGUUCCCUAAAAACUAAAGUCCAUAAGAUUAGUUUACUAAACAGUGAACCAAUGUUUCUGUUUCACUGAUGAAUUUCACAUAUUGAUGGAGAAAAUCUCCUCGCCAGCUCUACUCAACUUUGCCAACAUUAAGUCUUCUUCCUCAGAUGAAAUAAUCAUCUUCUAAAAUAUUCCAUUCUUACCUUUGAUGAAUGUCAUCCUCUAAAGAUUCUAAAACAUUCCAUUCUUACCUUUGAUGAUGUCAUCCUCUAAAGCUUUAAAACAUUCCAGUCUAACCUUUAAUGAUGUCAUCCUUUAAAGCUUCAAAAAAAUCCAUUCUUACCUUUGAUGAAUGUAAUCCUUUAAAGAUUCUAAAACAUUUCAUUCUUUCCUUUGAUGAUGUCAUCCUUUAAAGCAUUUAACACAUUCCAUUCUAACUUUUGAUGAUGUCAUCCUCUAAAGCUUCUUAAACAUUCCAGUCUGCCCUUUGAUGCUGUCAUCCUUCAAAUAUUCUGAUGGCAUCCUUUAAAGCUUCCAAAAAAAUCCAUUCUUAUAUUUGAUGAUGUCAUCCUCUAAAGCUUUAAAACAAUUCAUUCUUACCUUUGAAGAUGUCAUCAUUUAAAGCUUCUAAAACAAUUCAUUCUUACCUUUAAUGAUGUCAUCCUUUAAAGCUUCCAAAACAUUCCCUUCCCUGCUCUAAAAGAUAUCAUCCUGUUAAGUUUAAAAAAACAUUCCAUUCUUACCUUUGAUGAUGUUUUCCUUUAAAGCUUCCAAAACAUUCCAUUCUAACCUUUGAGGAUGUCCUCCUAUGAAGCUUCUUGAGCAUUUCAUACUUUCCUUUGAUGAUGUCCUCAUUUAAAGCAUCUAAAACAUUCUUACUUUUGAUGAUGCAAUCCUUUAGCAUUUCCUAAACAUUCCAUUCUUUCCUUUGAUGAUGUCAUCCUUUUAAGUUUCUUAAAAAUUUCAUCCUUUCCUUUAAAGAUGAUGUUCAAUUCAAGGCUGUUUUCUCAUGUAUCUGUUGACUCAGCAUGUUUUUCCUCUCAUGAAUCAUUAUCAGCGGUGUCUUGAUUAUCAGCUGUUGUCUUGAUAACGAGUCAUUAGUGAGUUUGCGCUCAAUAAAAGUCGAUCAGAGAUCAACAACAAGACAGAGAGGAAACACACGGAAACAGAACACCUAAAGAGUGCAGCAGGUAAACUUCAUCCAGGUGAGUUUGUCUGUUUAGAAUGAGGACAGCAUGUGACAUCACUGUGAUUUCACAGUGAAAAAUACUAAAUGUCUGAGAAAUGAAUGUUUGAUUUUAGAUGGUAAAAGUGUAAAUAUCACUAAAAUAUUGAUUAUGUAUUGAUGCAUUGAUAGUAUGUGUAUUGCUGUACUAACAGUGUAUGAUUAUGUAUUGAGAGUGAAUAUACUACUGUGUAAAAAGUGUAUUGAUUAUGUAUUUAUGUAUUGAUCAGAUCUGAUCAGCUGUCAGCAUGAGGCGCCGUCUCUCAGGUCUGGAGACCCUGCUCUCCAUCCUGACGUCUCUUCUUCUUCUCUGCUGCGUCGCUCUGAUCGUGGUUUCAUGGCUCAGCCUGCAGCGUGAAGGUUCUGAUGAGACGGCAGUGCUGAGAGGUCAGAUGGUGAUCACAGACGGCGCCGUGUUCUCUGAAGAUCUCAGAAACUCAAGCAGUGUGCUCUAUAAAUCACUUGCCUACGACGUCCAACGACUGGUCUCUGAUGCAUUCGGUCUCUCUGAGCUCAGUGAUGACUUCACAUCCUGUCACGUUUUAUACUUCAGUCGGGGCAGUGUAGCUGUGACGUUUGACCUCUGGUUUAAUCAGCUGAUUGAUCCAAAGGAGGCAGAACAAAAGCUGGGGGCGGGGCUUCUAGAGCUUGGAACCACCGGAUUGGUUAUUGACAGAAACAGCAUCAAGAUUACAGAAAAAUCAAACGAGUCGACGGAGACACCGCCUACUGUCACACCUUCCCCAGACGUGUCGACGGAGACACCGCCCACUGUCACACCUUCCCCAGCGACAUGUUCUCCUGAUCAGACUUCCUGUUCUGACCAAUCAGCCUGUGUGUUCAUUUAUCGGCUGUGUGACGGAGUCAGAGACUGUCCUGAUGCCUCUGACGAAGACAGCGCUCUGUGUGCAACCAGGUGUGACGGACAGUUCCUGCUGAAAGGACUGAGUGGAGAGAUCAGUUCAUCGGAGACAAAGGAAAGACGAUUCUGUCGCUGGAUCAUCAGGGUAGAAGAAGGUCUUUCUGUCAGGAUCAACAUGCUUCAGUUUGACAGUGAAGAAAACAUUGACGUUCUGAGACUCUAUGAAGGAGUGGGAGCUCAGAAACACCUCACAGCUGAGCUCUCAGGCUCCGCCUACCCUGGCACCGUGUGGCUGCUGACCAACCAAUCAACAGUAGAGUUUACUUCUGAUGAUGUCAACAGCCUGGCGAGUUUUAAGGCCACCUACAACACCGUCAACACCUCCAACUUAUCAGACCAGGUGAAGCUCACCUGUACCUUUGAGGAAGGUGUGUGUUUAUGGCGUCAGCAGAUAGAUGAAGAGGAAGAUGAUGGAGACUGGAUCAGAGUCCGUGGGGCGACCUUUCCUCCUCUGAGCGGUCCGAGUGUGGACCACACGCUGGGAAACAGCUCAGGUUUCUACUUGGUCACUCCGCCCACUCCCGGCAAUUGGCCAAGGAGCUUCAGGAUCGAGAGCCUCCCACUGACUCCGCCCACCCCUCCAUCUUGUCUGAGUUUUUGGUAUCACAUGUAUGGAGAGGACGUCCACCGUCUCAGCGUCCUGAUGUUCCGCCCCUCGGGAGUCAUCAGUGUGUUUCGGAAGGACGGUAACUAUGGUGACAGCUGGCACUACGGUCAGGUGACCGUCAUCGUUACUGAGGAGACCAGAGUGGUCUUUGAGGCUCUGAAGAGGGGCGGGAUCAGGAACGACAUCGCCCUCGAUGACAUCACACUGACAAUAGGACAAUGUGGCCCCUCCCCCCCUGAUCCAACCAAUGUACUACCUCCAACAACCCCGCCCCCUAUACCUGCUGACUGUGGAGGACCCUUUGACCUCUGGGAGCCAAACUCCACCUUCAGCUCACCAAAUUACCCACAAUCCUACGGGCAGGAAGCUGAGUGUCUCUGGACUCUCCAUGCCCCUGAAGGUCUUAACAUCCAGCUCCACUUCCUGGACUUUGACAUCGAAGCAACCUAUGAUGUGCUGGAGGUGCGGGAUGGGGCGGGGCCUAACUCCACCCUACUGGCUGUCUUAACAGGUAGCAGUGGCCCCGCCCACGACCUGUUCUCAACAACCAAUCAGAUGGCUGUGUGGUUCUUUACUGAUGAAUCAGGAUACCGCCGUGGGUUCAAGGCUAACUUCACCUCCGGGGUCAACCUGGGGUCACCAGCUCCAUGUGCAGAUGGUCAGUUCCAGUGUCUGACAGGAAGUUGUAUCCAUAGAAACGGUUAUUGUGACGGCGUGGUCGACUGUCCUGAUGGCUCUGAUGAGUCUGAGUGUGUUGUGUUCCAGAUGAAUAGCUCCGCCCCUCUUCGGUUUAAACGUGCUUCCUCUCUGCUCACCGUCUGUGCUGACACCUGGAACUCUCACCUGUCUGUGUUCACCUGUCAGUACCUGGGCUACAGGUGGGGGGAGGAGUCUCUGCUGCCCGUUCUUCCUGGAUAUUCUCCGUUUACAAACAUCAGCAUCUCCAAUGGGACGCUCCAGACCACAGCAAGUGACUCCUGCAGCAGUGACAGAGUGGUGUCUUUAACCUGCAACAACCAACCGUGUGGCGUCCGUCAGAUCUCCAAUUAUUCCACAAGGAUGGACCAAUCAGCAGAGAGCUCACCUGGAUCAGGUGAGGUUAGAGUGGUGGGUGGGGUUGAUGCUAUCAAGGGGGCGUGGCCGUGGAUGGUGUCUCUGUGGUGGAAAGGCCGUCACGUCUGUGGAGCGUCUGUGAUUGGUGGAGAGUGGCUGCUGACGGCGGCGCACUGCGUCUACGGGAAGAACGUCCACCUGGAGUCGUGGACGGCGGUGUUUGGUCUUCAUGCCCAGAGUAACUCCAGCUCUGUGGACGUCCAGACCCGACGAGUCGAUCGCAUCAUCAUCAACACAGAGUACAACCGACAGACCAAACAAGCUGAUAUCGCCAUGAUGCAUCUGCAGCAGCCAAUCAACUUUACCGACUCCAUCCAGCCGGUGUGUCUCCCUCCUGAAGGUCACGACCUCUCUGCAGGAAGAAGAUGCUUCAUCGCAGGCUGGGGAAGAGAGGAGGAGGGGGGUUCCAUCCCAGACGUUCUCCAGGAGGCCCAGGUUCCUCUCCUGGACCAGGAUCAGUGCCAGCUGAUGUUACCUGAGUACACCAUCACUCCCAGCAUGCUGUGCGCCGGAUUCCCCGAGGGAGGAGUCGACUCCUGCCAGGGUGACUCCGGAGGUCCACUGAUGUGUGAGGAGGAUGGGUUCUGGACUCUGAUUGGUGUGACAUCAUUUGGGGUCGGUUGUGGUCGUCCUCAGAGACCUGGCGUCUACGCUAAAGUCUCCGCCUUCACUUCCUGGAUCGCUCAGACCAGACGCUCCGUCCCUGAAUUAUUCAGCACCUUUUGAUUUUAUUUAAUUUAAUUAAUUUAAUUUUGUUAGUAGUAGCUUUUAACAAAUUCCAUUUAAUUUAAUCUAGUAAUUUAAUUUCUUUGAACUUAAU